Molecule: messenger RNA, 735 nt
Organism: Laccaria bicolor S238N-H82
Lineage: Eukaryota; Fungi; Basidiomycota; Agaricomycetes; Agaricales; Hydnangiaceae
Exons: 2
Coding region: 1-735 (244 amino acids)
Source: RefSeq, a predicted model, not a curated record
AUGCCUGCAUCCCCUCGUCAUCGAGCAAGCAGCACUACAGAUGAACAAAUUCUCGAGCAGGAACUUGUGGACACGUCCUUCGACGACUCGGAGGACGAGGACGAUAACGGAGCUGACGACGACGAGCGGCGUCCACGUCCAUAUGGAAGCCUCAUCUCAUGGAGCACAACGGAUCAGCUGGGCCCAUUAGGCAUUCUCUACGUGAUCCUCGCUCUGAUCCUCGUUAGUGGAAGAGUUAUGACCGAUGUCGACCUCCGUACCCAACUGAAACGCCUCCGCCUCCCCUCAACAGCAGGCCGCUCUCCGGUCCACUUCACCACCUCCUCAACGCAUCGUUCCAUGUCCCUAGACGCAUACCUGACCCACCUCCAACAAAAAGGUUUCCUCGACCGUCAACAGGUUGGUGACAAUGCAGCCAAGAAGGGUCCAGGGAAACGUAUAUGGGCUACUCAAGCAGAGGACGCGGAAGAAGGUCGCACGUGGGAAUGGCGCUGGGGACCGAGAGCUGCGUGUGAGGUGGGUGAAGAAGGCAUCGCAAAGUUCGUGGCAGAGUUUAUGAUUGGGAACGCAGAUGUGGACGAGGACGAGGACGCAGAGGAGGGCAAUGCCGCUGGGGGAGCCAGGAGGAGGGGGGCUGGUGGGGCGGCUGCGGCGAAUGGAAGGGAGGACAAGCUGAAGCGGAUGUUGGCUGGGGUGGAGAAGGCGGCUGGCGGGAAAUUGGCUGAGUGCCGUUAA